Messenger RNA from Nestor notabilis (Kea), 200 nucleotides. Its product is annotated as succinate dehydrogenase assembly factor 2, mitochondrial-like. The transcript has a single exon. Gene Ontology annotation, cellular component: mitochondrion. The record is from RefSeq and is a predicted model, not a curated record. Gene Ontology annotation, biological process: protein-FAD linkage; mitochondrial respiratory chain complex II assembly; tricarboxylic acid cycle. Lineage: Eukaryota; Metazoa; Chordata; Aves; Psittaciformes; Psittacidae. The annotation marks the transcript as partial.
GCUCUGCGCCGGCGCCUGCGCCCGGUCGUGCUGCAGCGCGGCUACCGAGGGGACUCCCCGUCGGAGUCCGGGAAGGAUUUGCUGGAGAUCCCAUUGCCCCCCUGGCAGGAGCGUCCGGAUGAGCCUCUGGAGACCAAGAGAGCCCGGCUGCUGUAUGAGAGCCGCAAGAGGGGGAUGCUGGAGAACUGCAUCCUGCUCAG